Messenger RNA from Rattus rattus (black rat), 548 nucleotides. RefSeq names its product SEC61 translocon subunit beta (gene Sec61b). Gene Ontology annotation, cellular component: Sec61 translocon complex. Gene Ontology annotation, biological process: intracellular protein transport. Lineage: Eukaryota; Metazoa; Chordata; Mammalia; Rodentia; Muridae. The transcript is spliced from 4 exons. The coding region runs from base 88 to 378 and encodes 96 amino acids. The record is from RefSeq and is a predicted model, not a curated record.
GGUGCCAGAGCCUGUCCCUCCGAGUGCUCCGCAACUUCCCGACUACCAUCUUCAUAUCUCUUGUGCCUACUGUUCUUAGACAUCAGCAUGCCGGGUCCAACGCCUAGUGCCACCAACGUGGGCUCCUCUGGGCGUUCUCCUAGCAAAGCGGUGGCCGCACGGGCGGCGGGAUCCACUGUCCGGCAGAGAAAAAAUGCCAGCUGCGGAACCCGGAGUGCAGGCCGCACCACCUCGGCAGGGACUGGGGGGAUGUGGCGAUUCUACACAGAAGAUUCCCCGGGGCUCAAAGUUGGCCCUGUCCCAGUACUGGUGAUGAGUCUUCUGUUCAUCGCUUCUGUGUUUAUGCUGCACAUUUGGGGCAAGUACACGCGUUCAUAGAUUUUGGCUGCAUCUAUCCAUCAUCUGAAGAAGAAGGAAAAACCCAACAUAUCUUGGACCAAAAGUAUAGUGAUUUCUGUUUAUGUGUAUUAUUUUACAGAGAAUAAGAAUUGACUUUGAGAAAUCAGUUUUUUCUAUGGCUAAUAAACUUUGGAAUUGCUUUAUAUGGA